This is a messenger RNA of Brettanomyces nanus, 1803 nucleotides long. RefSeq lists its product as uncharacterized. Bases 1 to 1803 code for a protein of 600 amino acids. Lineage: Eukaryota; Fungi; Ascomycota; Pichiomycetes; Pichiales; Pichiaceae. The transcript has 2 exons. The record is from RefSeq and is a predicted model, not a curated record.
AUGACAGAGCGAGAUUUUGCAGAUUCGGUGAUCAAAAACAAGGAUUUAAUACGGAAACAAGAGCAUCUUAAUGAGGACUUGCGACAAAAACAGCAUCAAAUGGAAUCAAAGUCACUGAGAAUCAACGAAUUACUGCAGGAGAACGGCUCAAUAAUGGAUAAGCUUCGAAAAGAGAGAGAUUUGAAUGAGAAGGAGUUCAAUUCGUGGUCUGAUAUGAAGGUUCAGUUAGAAAUGAAGGUUGAAUCGUUGAAAAAGAUGUUGAAGAAGAUAAAAGGAGAUAAUGACGUAAUCGAGAGUGUUCCACUUGAGCAUUGUGGGAGUAGUUCGUCUUCUACCGAGUCUAAUUUGGCAGAAAAACAUCAUCGAGAGGUGGAAAAGUUGAAGAAAAGGAUUCUGAUACUUGCCAAAGAGAACGAAUUGGAGGUUCAUUCCAAGAUGUUGAUUAUAGAUGAACUGGAGAUGUUCAAGGAGAAGUGGGGGGAAUUAGACGAGAAGUAUAAGGUAUUAAAGGGGGAUUAUGAUGGAUUAGUUGAUGAAUUUGUUGAAGAAGACGAGCAGGAAACAGAGAAAAAGGGAGAGAAGGUUGAAGAUGAUGGCCGUAGUGGGAUUUCUCUAGCCAAUGAGCUUCAGAUGUCAUCAUAUAAACUCAAAAUGCCAAAGCAGCGUUCAGGUUCUUCGAAAUCAUCGACAAGAUCUCCAUCUAUGCGUGUUUCUAGUCUUACGAAAUUCAUAAAUGACGUUGAAUUGCAUGCUCAGGAGCAAAGACACGCUCAAGAAACAAUGAAACUUAACUUCCAAAUGAGAUCACUCGAAUUACAGAACGAAAAGCUUCAUAGUUACAUUGGUUUCGUUCUUCAGCAGCUCAACAACAGAGCCAACAGAGCCAACAGUAGCUUUGAGUAUUCAGACGAAGUGAACAUUAGAAGUGCCAAAAGAAGCCUCAAAAAGGUGAUUCGAAGCGUCUCUGCUUACCCCAUAAGAACGUCCAAUAUGGAGCAGCAGCUGAAUCAUAAUGGAUCACUGUCAACCCAAAGUCUUAAUCAUAAUCGUAUAAAUAGUAGAGAUGGGUUUGUUGGUCCAACCAACAUUGAUGACAGUGACUCUGAUUUAUCUUCUGAUUACAUGGGAGGAAAGGUGGAAUACAUGGAUAUUGGAGGUAGUGAUGAUGAAGAAGAGGAUACUCAAAGCCUUAAUGCUGAUCAUUCACUGUCCGUGUCGUUUAAGAUGGAUUUUAUACCAUCCUUAACAAUGAAGAAGCGUAAAAGAUCAAAAACAUUCAAGCAUAGUCCUUUCAAUCAAGUUAAGAAGCUCAGUGUGUUUAAUUUGAGUGCUAAGAACUCAGUUAUUAGUCUACGACAGCAACAGCAGGGUUUUGAAGGGGAUGAAAUUACCCAAAAAGUGGGGUUUAGGAGCGACGAAGAGCAGCAGACGCUGGAGGGAAAGAAAGAGCAACAGACGCUGGUAGGGGAUAAAGAGAAGCAGACGCUGGUAGAAGAUGAUAGUUGCGAUGACGACGAUGAUUUUACUUACAUAAGCGAUGAUUUAAGCGACGAGGAUUCAGUUACUAUAGAAGAGAUCAAUCGAUUCAAGAUUGUGAUACUUAGAAGACUUUUCUGUCCACGUCAUUCGCUGUUCCAUUGUUUAUGUCGAUAUGACAAGCUUAUCGAUCCAGGAUACUUCUUUUUAGUUGCCAGUCCAGUUUCUGCAGUUAGGAGGAGUUUAAGAGGUCAUGGGGAUGGGAAUGGAGGGUACCGACGGAAUGAUGAAGAAUUAGAAGAAUGGGAUAUGAAUGAGGUGGAUUAA